Messenger RNA from Macroventuria anomochaeta, 1488 nucleotides. Its product is annotated as MFS general substrate transporter. The record is from RefSeq and is a predicted model, not a curated record. Gene Ontology annotation, molecular function: transmembrane transporter activity. Gene Ontology annotation, biological process: transmembrane transport. The transcript is spliced from 2 exons. Gene Ontology annotation, cellular component: membrane. The coding region runs from base 1 to 1488 and encodes 495 amino acids. NCBI's taxonomy places the organism in Eukaryota, Fungi, Ascomycota, Dothideomycetes, Pleosporales, Didymellaceae.
AUGGAUACCCAGGGCCACGAGGUCGCGCCAAAGUCGGCCCACAGUGGGCUCGCCGGCAACAUGAGCCCGGAGAAGAGGGCUGCGGUUGAGAAGAAGCUGAAGCGCAAGCUUGAUGCGCGAUGCUCGCUAUUCGUGUUGAUCUACAUCAUGAAUUACCUCGACCGCAACAACAUCGCUGCUGCGCGUCUUGGUGGUCUGCAGGAGGAUCUUAACAUCAACAACACCCAGUAUGCGACAUGCUUGUCCAUUCUGUACGUGGGGUACAUCUUGAUGCAAGUUCCCUCCAACAUGAUCAUCAACCGCAUCCCCCGUCCCUCCAUCUACAUCGGCGUCGUCAUGCUCAUCUGGGGUAUGAUCUCGACCUUGUCCGGAAACGUGACCGACUUCGCCGGCAUGGUUACCAUCCGCUUCUUCAUUGGUUUCGUCGAGGCUGCUUUCCUCCCCGGUGCCCUCCUCAUCCUGUCCAAGUGGUACACACGCCGCGAACUCACACUCCGCAACGCUAUCCUCUUCUGCGGUAACCUCAUCUCCAACGCCUUCUCUUCGCUCGUCGGUGCCGCCGUCCUGUCCAACAUGGAGGGUACCCUCGGCCACCGUGCCUGGAGGUGGUUGUACUGGAUCGAAGGUGCUGCUACAAUGGCCAUCGCCAUCGCCGCGCUGUUCAUCCUGCCCGAUCUUCCCCACAACUCCCGUGGCUUCACUGAGGAGGAGCGCGCCGUCGCUGUCCUCCGCAUGACCGAAGACGUCGGAGAAGCCGAUGAGGACAGCGCCGAGGAGUCCGCCUUCGCUGGUCUGAUCAUGGCCGUCAAGGACUCCAAGAUCUACGUCCUGAUGCUGACAUUCACCGCCUACGUCGUCGGUCUGUCUUUCAACGCCUUCUUCCCAACACUCACCCGCACCCUCGGCUUCGGCUACAUCACCACCCUCCUCAUGUCCGCGCCCCCGUGGGCGUUCGCCUGCGUCGUCUCACUCAUCAAUGCGUGGCAUGCUGAUCACACACAAGAGCGUUUCUGGCACAUCGUCGGCCCCAUUCUCGGUGGCCUCGUCGGUUUUAUCAUCUCCAUGUGCACGCUCAACACCGCUGGUCGCUACGUCGCGCUGUUCCUGCAGGCCUCCGCCUACGCUGGAUUCAUCGUGUUCUACUCCUGGAUCUCGUCCUCCUUCCCUCGUCCUCCUGCUAAGCGUGCCGUCGCUAUCGCCAUGGUGAACGCCUUCUCGCAACUCGGAAACAUUGCUGGUUCGUACGUGUGGAACUUACCCGACAAUGGCUACAGGGGCAGCUACGGUAUUGUUACCGCUAUGUUCGGUGUUACGAUUGUCGGGUGCUACAUCUUCAAGCUUAUCUUGACCAACCUGAACAAGAAGCUCGAUGCUGGCGAGACUGCUUGGGAGACGCACGGUGAUGUUGCAGAGCACACUGCGCAGAUGGAGGGUAUGACUGUCGAGGAGGGGCAGAGAUUGAUGAAGGGAUACAGGUAUCUCGUCUAG